AUGAGCAGCGGCGACCUGUGGAUGCGCGACCUUAUAACGACGUACGGGCUUGCGCUUCUGGUCAGUGCAUGUGCGCUAAUCGUCUUUUCGUGGAGCUGGUCGCGAUUCCGGCAAAAUCAUUUCAAGUCGUUCCUACUGGGCUUCGAAUGCGAAUGUGCGCAGCUCGCAUCGGCCCACAAAAAGCGCCUGUUCUCGGUACUGCGACAAACAGUCUCGCACGACGAGCUGUUGCGAUCCUUGAAUCGCAUAAGAAUCCUGGAAAUAGGCGUGAAAACAGGUGACAAUAUUCAAUAUUACCCUGAAGGGACUCACUUCAUAGGAGUAGACUGGAAUCGUAAGCUAGGAGAGUACCUUGUCAAUGGAGACAGAUCGUGGCAGUUUGCUCACGUGAUCUUCGAGCGCCUCAUUAUCGGCGACGGCAGUUGUAUGAGAGCCGUUCCGACGGGUUGCGUUGACGUUGUCGUCACCACGCGAUCACUUUGCUCAACCGACUCGAUUACCGACACGCUUCGGGAAAUUCAUCGAGUUCUAGCCCCCGGUGGCACGUAUCUCUUUAUGGAGCAUUUGCCAGACAAACCGGGAUCUUUUGUCGCAUGGAUACAGAUGAUGUUGACUAAAACCAAGAUAUGGCCUUCGCUUUUUGGGGCUUGCAGAUUAGACUUCGAUCCGAUAGAGCAUUUGGAAAGAAGUCGCCUGAAAAACCUCAGUUGGCAACGUAUCGUUUUACAAGGCUACGUAUCACAACCUCAUCAUUUGCUGCUAUCGAGGCAUCAUAUUAUCGGCUCUGCUUCCCGAUAG
Messenger RNA from Phymastichus coffea, 798 nucleotides. RefSeq names its product N6-adenosine-methyltransferase TMT1A-like. Lineage: Eukaryota; Metazoa; Arthropoda; Insecta; Hymenoptera; Eulophidae. The coding region runs from base 1 to 798 and encodes 265 amino acids. The record is from RefSeq and is a predicted model, not a curated record. The transcript is spliced from 3 exons.